AUGGACAUCAAGUUUUGCAAGACCAACCUCCUCAUUGAGCACAAGGAGUUGGAUGGGAGAUUCCAAUUCAAACCCCCUGUGUACACUUUGGUUGGGCAUGAAGCGGAUUUGCAAGAAGAAGAGAUCGAGCUCGAUCGAGCUGAGGAUCGAGCUGAGUCAGCUGAGGAUCGAGCUGAGUCAGCUGAGGAUCGAGUUGAGGCGCUGAUGAGGAUUUGGGUGAGCCUGAGUGCUAUUACUUUGAGGAGUAUGAGGCUCCAAGGAUGA
Molecule: messenger RNA, 264 nt
Organism: Microthlaspi erraticum
Lineage: Eukaryota; Viridiplantae; Streptophyta; Magnoliopsida; Brassicales; Brassicaceae
Source: the annotation of a GenBank genome assembly